Molecule: messenger RNA, 2665 nt
Organism: Chenopodium quinoa (quinoa)
Lineage: Eukaryota; Viridiplantae; Streptophyta; Magnoliopsida; Caryophyllales; Amaranthaceae
Product: inositol transporter 1-like
Exons: 6
Coding region: 700-2205 (501 amino acids)
Biological process (GO): transmembrane transport
Cellular component (GO): membrane
Molecular function (GO): myo-inositol:proton symporter activity
Source: RefSeq, a predicted model, not a curated record
AGAAAAGUUAAAAUAAAAAGUUAAGAGUAAUUUGUAUACUAGAAAUCUCCCAAGAUUAACAUAUCAUACACAUCAAAUACGCAACCAAGUAAUUUUCACAGUAAUAUCCAUCCGAAAUCGCCACCCAAUUUGCAUAAUCACAACUCGAUGAGAUCAAUUGCAUUAAUAGUCCAGAUUACAGAGGUUGGAGUAUUAUUUUUGAAAAAGAUGAGAAAAAUAAUAAUUAAAAAGCCCUCCUCCUCAGUCCUCACGAAGGAAAAAUCUAAAUUAUAGAUCCCUUCAUAUUGUUUUGAUGAAUUUCAAAUGUACUCGUACAAUUGUACAAAGUUAAUGUACUUGGUAGAUUUAAUAAAAAGGCAACACAUGCAUCACAUUUUGUUUCAGUUACAACAACACGGCCUCUCUCUCCCUCACACUUGUCCUCCCAUCAACGUUCAACAUUCAUCUUUCACAGUAAGCUAUAACCUCACGCCUCACUCAAUUUCUUCUUAAAUCAAUUUAAAUUAAUUUAUUUUUUUGGGGUUUAAAUAUUCCUAGUCUUACAGUCUCACUCAAUUUUCUGGGCUAUUUUCAAAAUCAAUGUUUUUUUAGUGUAAAUUUUGUUAAAAUCCCUUUUAUUUGUAGAAUUUUUUCUGGGUUUGAAUUAUUUGAUAAUUAUUUGGGUUUUUUAGAUUUAAAAUUUGAAAAAAUUGGUAAAAAAUGGCGCUAGAUUCAAUUCCUGGGAGUUCAGGAUACUUAGAUUCAUUUCCAGAGAGAAGAAUAUCAUAUUUUGGUAAUAAAUAUGUGUUGGCUUUAAUUCUUACUGCUGGGAUUGCUGGAUUACUCUUUGGUUAUGAUACAGGUGUGAUAUCAGGUGCUCUCCUCUACAUAAAAGAUGAUUUCCAAGAGGUCAAAGAAAGCAGUUUCUUGCAGGAAACAAUUGUUAGCAUGGCAUUGGUUGGUGCAAUGAUUGGAUCUGCUGGUGGUGGAUGGUUCAAUGAUGUUUAUGGACGUAAAAAAGCAACUCUUCUUGCUGAUUUCGUCUUUGCUGCUGGCGCCAUUGUCAUGGGUGUUGCUCCUGAUCCAUAUGUUCUCAUUGUUGGACGGUUCUUAGUUGGAUUGGGUGUUGGGUUGGCAUCAGUGUGUGCUCCGGUAUAUAUUGCAGAAGCUUCACCUACAGAACUACGAGGAGGACUUGUCAGCACUAACGUGCUAAUGAUUACUUUCGGACAGUUCCUUUCCUACUGUGUUAAUCUUGCCUUUACUCAGGUGCCUGGAACUUGGCGUUGGAUGCUUGGAGUAUCGGGUGUCCCUGCUGUCUUGCAGUUCCUCUUUAUGCUUCUUUUGCCAGAAUCCCCCCGCUGGCUAUAUAUGAAGAAAGAUAGGGAGCAGGCCGCUGAGGUUCUCUCAAAGAUUUAUGACCCAUUUAGGCUGGAAGAUGAGCUUGAUCUGCUUGCUGUUGCUGCUGAGGAGGAGCGCAAACAAAAAAUUGUCAGUAUUAUGGAUGUGUUCAGAAUUAAAGAAAUUCGGCUUGCAUUUCUUGCUGGUGGUGGGCUUCUGGCAUUUCAGCAGUUUUCAGGAAUUAAUACUGUCAUGUAUUACAGUCCUACUAUUGUCCAAAUGGCCGGGUUUAGCUCCAAUCAGUUAGCCCUCCUAAUAUCUCUUAUUGUUGCUGCCAUGAAUGCUGCUGGAACAGUCUUGGGUAUAUACUUGAUCGACCAUAUGGGCAGGCGUUCAUUGGCCCUCUCAAGCCUUGCAGGUGUUUUCGUUUCUCUCAUCCUCCUCUCCAUCUCUCUCCUCCUCAGCUCAUCUGACACCGCAGGGUCUAUCUACUCAUGGCUUGCUGUCAUAGGACUUGCCCUCUACAUUGCCUUCUUUGCCCCAGGAAUGGGGCCUGUACCAUGGGCCAUCAACUCUGAGAUUUAUCCCCAAGCAUACCGAGGUUUAUGUGGUGGGAUGGGAGCCACUGUAUGCUGGAUUACAAACCUUAUUGUUUCUGAGUCAUUUCUUUCCAUUGCUGAUGCUAUUGGAACAGGUGGUACAUUCUUGAUAAUAGCUGGCAUUGUUGUGUUCGCAUUUCUGUUUGUCUGUGCCUUUGUUCCUGAGACCAGAGCCUUGACUUUUGAGGAGGUGGAUCAGUUAUUUAAGGAGAGGGCUUAUGGAAGUAGGGAAAAUUCUCAGAGCCUUCUUGAACCUGGGAAUGGGUUCGAAAAUCGGCAAGCCUAAAAUUAACGUAUGUUGUUCGACAGUUUGUCUAUUCUAUUUUGCUGAAAGAAGCAUUCUUAUCAGACUCAAGGUGGUUGGAUAUGUUUGCUUAGUUUCUUGGGAUCCUGAGUUGGUGGAUUGCAAGUUAUUGCUCUUGUUAGGAGGCUUCUAUGCCAUUUGAAGAGCUAUGUAAAUUAUUAGUAGUAUAUGAAUAAAUUAUUUUGUGGUAGGAGUAGAAAUAGGUUAUUUGUUGUUGUAUCUAUGCUACAAAUUGGUUGUGAAUUAGGAAUAUGGUUUGGCCAUGUAUCCCUCUUGCCAGCAGGCAAGGAUUAAUUCUCGUUGCUCUCUACCCUUUAGGCAAUUGUUAUUUGUUUAGCGACAAAUAAAUGCGUUGUUUUUUUAGUUGGUUGAUUGUAAAUUUAUAAUUGAUUAUAAAGAUUAUUCUUUGUAUGUAUCGCUAUUGGAAUUGAAAUUAGUGCUC